This is a messenger RNA of Pelodiscus sinensis (Chinese soft-shelled turtle), 3723 nucleotides long. The record is from RefSeq and is a predicted model, not a curated record. NCBI's taxonomy places the organism in Eukaryota, Metazoa, Chordata, Testudines, Trionychidae.
GUCACGGGGACAGUCCAGGUAUUUUGGGCUUUGUCUUUAUAUCGGCUCCUGCUUCCCUCCCGCCUCCCCUUCUGAUUUCUUUUCACACUCGCCCUCUCCUAGCAGGGGCGGGCCAGAGUAAACAGCCUCGUCCUCCUAGGGACCUGCCCUUGCACCAGCUGCUCCGGCAUUUCCUCCUUCCACGAGCCAUGAUUGUCACCUCUCUCUCAGCGCGAGCCGUUACUGUCACGAGAAAAGCAGGACAUGGCCCCGUUCGGACAGGCCACGUAAAGCCCAAAGGAUCCUUGGUUCCUGUGCCCUUUCCCAGGGCAGGCUUGUUAAUAACUGAAGAAUCAAAAUAAUGCAGAACACUAAAUAAGUGAUUGUGCCUGCCGUUCAUAUCUGGGGAGGGGAAUGAGGUGCACUUUUAUGCUAGGUAGUGCUUUCCUAGCUGUGUGGGCCCACCUGACUUUGGGGAUUUAUGCUACCCUUGCCUAAGAGGAAGUUAUCUUUCUAUGCUAUUUGCCAUUCUGUAGGUUAUAUGCUUCCUCCUACUCUUGACACUUGCACCUUUUGUUCUCAGUUGUAAAGGCCAAAGGCUGUAAUAGAUUAAUUGAAAAGUAUCUGUUCACCUAUUGUCAUGUUACAAACGUGUGAGCUGGCCUUCUGUAUAAAGUACUAAACUCUCAAAGCCUCUGUCUCAGCCCUCUUAGGAAAUAACCCAGGUUUGAUUGUUUCCCAGGGAUCACAGCUGAGACCAUUCUACAGUUUAGCUCUUAAGGAAAGAGGGCCAAGUUGUUCCAUCCAGCACACAGAGAAGCGAUUGAACAGAUUUCUGAGGAUAAAGACCUUGAGGAAAAUACUUUUACAAAGUUAAUGAAAAAAUGAUUUCCGAAAGCAGUUCUUUUGUGAAAGGUAUGAUGAUAGGAGGACUCUUCUGUGUGUUUGUUACACUCGUAGGCCAUAUUAAAAUGGGCCAUGGGACUAAAGCACAUCAUCAUGAGCAUCAUCAUAUUCAAGCACCUAACAAAGAAGAUGUCUUAAAUCUGUCAGAAGGCGAGCGAAUGGAGCUCAGCCAUAGUAUCCGUGUUUAUUGUAUCAUCCUUGUAAAACCUAAAGAUCUUGGACAUUGGGCUGCAGUGAAAGAAACAUGGAGCAAACACUGUGACAAGGCAGAAUUCUACAGUUCUGAAAAUGUGAAGGUGUUUGAUUCUAUUGUUCUCAACACAAAUGACAUGUGGGUGAUGAUGAGAAAAGCUUAUAAAUUAGCGUAUGAACGCUAUAAAGAUGAGUACAACUGGUUCUUUCUAGCACAUCCAACUACAUUUGCUAUUAUAGAAAAUCUCAAAUACUUCUUGCUGAAAAAAGAUGCAUCGCAGCCUUUUUAUACAGGGCAUGCUGUAAAAUCAGGAGAGCUUGAGUAUGUAGAUGGUGAUGGAGGGAUUGUCUUAAGUAUAGAGUCCCUAAAAAGACUCUCUAAAAUUUUUGAAGACCCUGACAAGUGUCCAGAACAGGGAGGCUUGAUUUGGAAACUCUCUGAGGAUAAACAACUAGCAGUCUGUCUGAAAUAUACCGGUGUAUUAGCUGAAAAUGCAGAAGACUCUGAAGGAAAAGAUGUCUUUAACACCAAAUCAGUUGGUACUCUUAUUAAAGAAGCAAUGACUAAUCAACCUCAACAAGUAAUAGAGGGUUGCUGUUCUGACAUGGCCAUCACUUUCAAUGGACUGGCUCCUAAUCACAUGCAUGUAAUGAUGUAUGGUGUUUAUAGGCUCAGACCCUAUGGGCACAAUUUCAAAGAUGCACUGGUUUUCUUACCUCCUGAAGGUUCAGACAAUGACUGAUACCUGUUCAAAGGCGGCAUAUGUAUUGUGUAGAACAUGCAGUCAGCUGUUAAUAUACAAUGUGACUUGCAUGCAUACAAGCUGGUGCAAUUUUUGUAUUUGAUGGUAUCUGUAUUUUUUGCACAUCAGGGUUUGGUCAUUUUUAGUUUUAAAGGGGGAAUUUUUUUCUUAAAACACUUUUAUGCAAAAUGUUUCUGGCUCCUGGGGGUAUAGAAUGAGAAAUGGUAAUGCUAAAAUGUUUGAGAGAUAAAGGAUACAAGUUUAUAGGGGAUGUUUGUAUGACUAAAUAUUUAUAAGUGAACUCAAAUGAAUCUUAAUCUAUUGUAAUUUAAAUAUAUUUUUGCAAGAUUUUUUGAUUCUUCCAUGCACUUAAAUCUUUAUAUCUUUCUAAGAUGUAUAAAUAAAACUGAAAAUACAGAUUUAGUAUUAAAGUACAAUUUUAAGCUGCUUUCUUUACACUAGUGCUUAAAGCAAUUUCAGUUCUAGUCUAUAAUAGAAAUGAGCAGACUGAGUUUUUUUCAUUUUUCAGGAAAAUGUUGCAGCAUUAAUAUGAAGAAACCUAAUCAGUGUCAUAAUCAGCUGAAGGCUGCUGUGCCUGAUUCGCUCAAAAAAAAGUUUAGUGACACACACAUUUCCUCUGUUACUUUGUACACUUGCUAGCAUUCUGCAGAGUUCACUACUUUCUGCCAAAACAUCCAUGAAGCUGCAAUUUAAGAAGCAACAUGCAGAUGGGUGCAGUAGACAGAAAGCUCAUGCCAGAGGGAAUAACCAAGCAUGUUUGAUAAUGCUAUCUGAAGGAGUCUUCUAAACCUCAGUGGGGAUGGGGAAUCUCCUUGUAAAACACAUUUGGAUAUGUUCUUCUAAACAGAAUUUUCUAGUAGCUAGCAAUUUCAAAAAAUUAAGAUUACAGUAAAAUAAACUGCUUUCUCCUGAUCACUGAAGAGAAUGAAAUGCUGUAUCUGAAACAUUUUCCUUUUCAUGCCAUAGUAGACAUUACAUACACUAAUGUUCUUCACUCCUGUUAUGUACAGUUUUUGUAUACUUACGUCCCAUCCUCAAAAUGGCUAGUUAGUCUACCUCCUUCACUGUUUUCAUAGAAAUAACUGGGUUAUCACAAGGCUGGAUCUCUUGUGUUUUUAGACAAAAUAUCUAGCCCCUGUGUGUGGAAGCUGUUGUAUUAAAAUUUCACUUUUAUAACAAACUAAUAUUAGUUAGCUAACUGCAAGUAGCACAGAAAGACAGAUACUGACACUCCGUUUCACCGCAUGCAUAGUACAAAUAAAUAGGGAAAAGGUUUGCAAUUGAUACUGACCAGUUAGUAAAAAUUCUUUACUAUUUCUGUGGUUAGAAUACUGGUUUAAUUUUUUUCAGAAGUAGCUAUUGUGACCCUAAAACCUGUUAAACUGUGGCAGAGUGCAGGCAUCUUCACCCAAAGAUAGUUUUAUCUAACGUGGAUUUACAUUAUCAAAGACAUGUUUCACAGAACAAGCCAAAACUUGUGAAAGUUAAAUGUUUGAAAUAUAUUUAAAAACAAAGUGGUGCAGCUGUUGGCUGAUAUUCACUUGAGCAAGUGGGGGUCCUUUUAAAAUAUUGCUUAGAUAGCUCUUACAUUGCACUUUGGAUCAGCUUGUUUGGUGUAAUGGUAUGCACUGCAGAGAGUCUCAAAAUAGUUGAAUGUGUUAAUACUCUAAAGCAUAAGUUAAAGUAAAUUUUAACCUAUUCAAGUCAGUCAAAGAACGUGCUCAUGAUUAAAUGCAUCCUAGAAUAUGCAAAGAGCUAUCUGAGCCUUUAACUAUCAGCAUCCUGGUGGAAGGGCAUAACAAAUGGUGUUCCACAGGGGUAAAAUUUGGGACUGGUUCCGUUCAAUAUCUUCAACUAUUUAGAUAUUGGCAUAGAGAAUACA